CACUGACCCACUCGAUGUACCCACUCACAGUAUGGCAUAUCAAUCCCACGUAUGGAUUCGAUCAGAGCGCCACAGCAAUGGCCGUGACGUCGUCUACCGUCCUGUUGUAAGAAUUGUCAGCCCACUGCUGCCGACUCUCAGCACACACCUAACGAGGGAAUGAACGCCAUACACACACACACACACUCCCGGGUGCUUUGUGUGUAUUGGGGUGGGGUAUGCGAUUGUGUGCUGUACCUGGUGUAUGGCUGAGACGCCCCCCUGCAGCAGCUGCACAGCGACGUGUUCAGGCGAGCAGAAUACCCACAGGCCGUCCGUCCCCAACACCAACAUCGACUCACUACUAUCCCUGCGACACACACCAACAACAACAACACACACGCGCACAGGCAUGAGUGAGAAAUCAGUGGGUGUGGGCGUGGUGCUGGUGUGCCACUUGAGGGGGUAGCAUGCUAUCUCAGGCUCGUGCGUCACGCCGCAACGGGUGGCUGAUGGACCAAGGAGAGAGGGAAUCCCACACAUUCCCUCUGCAUGCACGCCUCUGUGUCGGUUGGCUUAUACCUGCAGUGUCUCCGAACGCUCGCGUGACGGCGAGAGCAGGGCCUGGACUGCCUGCAGAACCACAAACACACACAUCGCUCCUGUCCUCCCGCCCCUGUGUGUGUGUGUGUGUGAGUGACCCUUUCCGUAUAGUCUCAUGGCUCCCGUGUUCGAGGGCCGCACCUCACCACCACACUGACUCACACGCUCGGCCUCUGACACACAUACAAACAGCCAUGGUAGGGAAGCGAAGCCACAACCGGCCGUAUGUGUGUGCUGUGUGUCGUAUAUAGCUCUGUGACACACCAGAUUGCCGGUCUGGCUUGUGGUCCGAUGUCAGCACCGUCACGUUGUAAGAGGCUGCACAGGCGAGUCGAGUGGGGGGAAGCCAUCCGCCGCAGAGAGUUCCGUGCCCAAUGUGUCGUGAAAUGACGGUUACGUACCCCCUGCGUUGGCCUGUAGGUCUGAACCGCUAUCAGUCGCUUUCCCACCUGCUGCUGCUGCUGCUGGCGACGCCGAUACCAAGGCAGCCCUGACAACACACACACACGGAUGUAGGCACACACAUGCACAGUGAGUCUGUCUCAUUUACUUGGAAUCGCCGACGUGUGCCGUCCAGAGGAAUCGCGAGGCGUCCGGCGCACCACCAUGGGCGGUGGCCAGCCGCCCGCCCCCGCCCGCAUGGGCAUGUGCCUCAGUUAUCACAGCUACUACCGCUGUCGCACCUACAUAGACACAUACACAAACACACAUCCGUCAGUCCCCUCAAGGGCACGGUUUGUGUGUCGUCUCCCCCCUCCCUGCGCACCGGAGUGUUUGUGGUCGAAUGCCUGCUGUGCCAGAUUGGCCUGUACCAUGUUGAACGCCUUGCGGAAGGCCAUACCGGGAUCCACGCGGAACUCCGGCAGGCCAAGGAUGCACUCUGAUGACACACGGACACAACACGUGAGGCACGACACAUAGACACAUGAAUGGCGGGACACACGUGGCAUGCCGAGAAAUGGCGGCUUUAUGUGUGUCCCCACCUGGCAGCGACUGUCGGACGAAUGCAGCGCACUCCUGGCCGCACUGCCCAUGGCCAUCAAAGGCACCAAACAGCAUCACACCAUCAGUACUGAAGAAACGAACCAAACACACAUCAGACAGACACUCACAUUCCGUAAGUGGCGGCCAUGAAUGCGGUCGUACGUCUGCAGGAGGACGAAGUCGUCUUGGUUGGGCACAUUGUCGUCGAGUCGCCUGCCCCUGGUGCACACCCACGCCAAACUGCGGCGCAGCAGCUCCACCGCACCGGACGGCUCCGCACGCACAGCCUUGGGCGCAAAGUCAGCCUGAACAUAUCACUCCACUAGAGGACCUGUGUGUCGGUUGAUGUGUUGUGAAUGCGCUGACCUGCGGCUGUAUGUCGAAUUUGCCUUCGAUGAUGAACCGCAGUGGCGGCAGGUCAGUGGCUGCGAUGGGCAUGGUUGGAGCAGCGGUGGUGGUGGUGGUGGUUGGCGCAGUCUGCUCGUGUGUGUGUGUUGGCUGUGUCGGCAUCGAUGGAGGGGGGAGGGCCACUGACGCAUCACCCACAUCUGACACACACGAUCCCAGACACGGGGGGACGGACGAAUAUUAUCCUCAUGUGAUUCUUCUCUGUCCGUCCCACCGUGUGUAUCAUCCUCCUCGGCCGCUACACCAGCAGGGACGUCGCUAGCCCGCCCCUUCUUCCCCCUGCUGCCGCCCCUCCCCCCUCUCCCGACACCCACACCCACACCCACAGGCCGCGACCCCUUGAAACCUCCCCUCGUGUGACUCGCAUGGCUGACGCGCAGGUGCUCCUUGUCCUUCUUCCGGCCACCCCCAGUGCUCCUGCGAUGGACCCCCGUCGGUCUGUCGUCGCCUAUGCUGAGCUCCCGCAGUGACGAGUGGAGGUUGCUGCCCCCACCGGGCCCAUGGAGGGAUGGCGAUGCUGCUGCGGGGCUCUGCGGGAUGGACUGCGAGAGGGCGAGUUGGGCGCGGAGCGAGGAUGAGGUGAGGCGCUCCAGCUCCAGGCUGCGGCGAAGCUCCUCGGCCUGACAUGGACAUGCCACCACAGCGUCAGUAGUUCUUCAGGGUGUUGUGGUGUGUUGCUGCUCUGGUGUGGUCACUGACCUCUGCUGCCAGUGAGAGUUUCUCUGUUUCCAUGCGGCUGAGGCUCUUCUGCAAACGAUCUAACUUGCCCUGCAUCUGAACACACACACACAAAGACAGAAGUCGAGGAAGCGUAUGGGCGUGGUCUAUGCGUGAUACCUCUGUGACGGCUUUCUCGAUCUUGUCCCUCUUCUCCACUGCUGCCCUUCCCACCGCUACCUCCCCAUCCCUCUCCCUCUCCCUCUCCGCCUGCGCCUUCCUCUCGCCAACUGCAGCCACAGCGGCAGCGGCAGCGGCAGCAGCAGGUGCCGCCCUCUCUUCCAAUCUACCGCCCCCACCAAGACCAAGACCAACACCAGGACCCGCACGACCAUCCCUAUCACCGUCCCGCUCCUCUCCCCUGCCCUCUCCCUCCUUGCCGCCGUCCGAUGAUACUUGCUCCUCAUUCGACUCACUAGACAGCACCACAGGCACCAGGGGAGGGCUCAACAGCUGAGCACCACCACCACCGCCACCCACGCCCUCUUUCUUGGCCGCAGUUUCCUGUGCUGCUGCGACCGGGGCCGCAUAUGGUGGCAGAUUGGGGCUGAGCUGCGUCGUCACGACUCGCAGUGUGGAGCCGGGCGGCCUCUGCGGCGGCGCCUGUUUGGUGAGCGCCUCGAGCCUGGCCUUCAUCUCCAUCAUGCGAUGAUACUCUUCGCUCGGCUGGGCCCUCAGAUUGACACCGGCAGCCCCAUACGGUCCACAAAAGGCGGCAGCGCCGACCGUCACCAGCCGUGCCGGGUGACCAUGGUGGCCGUGGGCACCCUCAAAAUGGUGAGGACGAAUGGGGUGGGGCAGCGGUGAGGGGAAUGACGGGCUGCUGCCGCCAGGUUGGGCGCCGAAUGGCAUGUGUGGGGGAUGCAUGGGGGGUCGGCCUGGCGCCGGGCUGAACGACGCCGGGGGAGCGCUCUGCCCCAACCCCGGGCCAGUGUGGACCUGUGCGGGUGCUGCGCCGGCUGGCGGCCCUGGCAUGGGCAGUGGGUGCGUGCCGGUCCUGGGGAAAGAUCCCCUGAACGGCGAUUGGUCUCGGGAGAGGCUGUGUGUGUGUGGCGGUGGGAUGCGCGUGUACGGGAAGGCGCCUGCCGGGAGGGAUGGGUUGCGAUGGAGAGCAGGAAGGGCGAAGGGGGGCUGGGAUGGCCUCAAAUUGGGCGAUAACUUGACCAGCGGAGGCCUGCGGGAACACAACCACAGCAGCUUACCCAUGCGGGAGCGUUUUCGUGGAGGAAGUGAUGCAUCACCUUGGUUGUGUGGGCGCAUUCGGCACUCGUGCGGCCGGUGGCUGCAGAGGCUGCACAACAACAGCGUACAUUUGGCCAUGGUGUGGUACUUUGUGUGGUGCUUUCUCCUUACCCGCGAUGCCGACGGGCUGGGUGGAGGGACGAACGACUGAUGGCGCUGCAUCCUUCGAAUUGGAUAAGGACGGCCAGACCGGUAGGGAUGGCAGAUGGCAGCUAAGAAUAAUGAGGCCC
Vitrella brassicaformis is the source of this 4163-nucleotide messenger RNA. The record is from the annotation of a GenBank genome assembly. Lineage: Eukaryota; Vitrellaceae.